Molecule: messenger RNA, 1324 nt
Organism: Pollicipes pollicipes
Lineage: Eukaryota; Metazoa; Arthropoda; Thecostraca; Pollicipedomorpha; Pollicipedidae
Exons: 6
Coding region: 61-618 (185 amino acids)
Source: RefSeq, a predicted model, not a curated record
CGGCCGGACCGGCGCGCGCUCGAGCUGGAGGACGGCGGCAAGGACCCGAAGCAGCAGGAGAUGUCGAUUCUGGAGCGGCUGCAGUACCAGCAGCGCACGGCGGCGGCGCCGGCCCGCGCCGCCUCCAUCUUCGAUCCGGACACCCCGCCGGCGCGCGCCGGCGCCCAGCAGCUGCCGCGCUUCGUCUCGCUGGAGGAUGACCUGCAGGCGUCCAGCUCGGACUCGGACGAGGCGCAGACGCCGGCCCAGAAGCAGCAGAAGUCGGACCUCGACAUGCUGGCGCUCAUCUGCGAGAGCGAGAGCAAGCAGGCGCCGCCGGCGGCCGGCGCCGCGCCCGGCGAACUGGCGUCAGCUGGCGGAGACGUGCUGGUGGUGCCAUCUGUCGGUGAGGACGUCAAUCAGCAGUUGACGGUGGGCGCCGCUGGGGACAGCGAUGUGGCUGUUACGGAGGAGGUGGUCGGCAUGAUGGAGGAGGAGGAGGGCCUGCAGGAGACGGGCCUCACCGGGACUGUAGACGAGGAGGGGCGCGUGCGCAUCGUGCUGGCCGACGGCACCACGGUCAUGGCCGACCUGAGCGACAUCAGCGGCCUGGACACGGCCGAGCUCACGGACGAGUAACCGGCGGCGGGGACGGCGCGAGCCGUCGGGCGCGCCUCGCAUCGCCGCCUCCCGCACACCGUCAUCUCAUCAUCACCAGUGGCCGCGUCCAUUGGUCCCAGCCAGUCGUUGCUGGUCGCCGAUUGGUCUCAGCCAGUCGCUGCUCGUCGCCGAUUAGGCUCCGGCGGCCCCGGCUCGCCGCCGAUUGGUCGCAGACGGCCGCCGCUCGCCACGGAUUGGCCGCGAGCGGCUCCGAGUCGUGCCGAUUGGCUGAGAGCCGGUGCUGCGCGCUGCAGGUUGGCCGAGCGAACCUGGGCUCCGCCCACCCGCCUCCUGAUUGGACGAGUGUACAACUAGCUUUAGGCUGGCGGGGCGUGUGCGCACUGACCCGAUUCACUUUGUGACUUAGGUCAGGGGGGGGGGGGAAGGGGUGACGGUACCUGCCGUGUACCGCGGCGGGAACGUCGGUCUUUGAAUUCUUGACACGGCAUGUGUGUCGCGUAUAUUUGUAUAUAGGCGUAUCGUGCCGCGCGCGUGAGUGCACGUGGUUGGUGGGCGCGUUCGCCGCCUUAGGUAAGUCUGGGCCGGCCGACAGUGUGUGGCCGUCGACAGACUCUGCACGGCUGUAUGCGGAGCUCGAACAGCCGGCUCCGAUCGAACGACUGACCGGGCUUGCAACCGCGCCGGCCUCCUGCUGGAGACGCGGCGACCCAAUACACUGUCGGCA